AUGUCCCCGUCUACUACAAAGCCUGAGGGAGACGUGCUGCCCGUGGAGGCAAAGCUGUCUAUCUCCAACGUGCCUGGGGCGUUCCCCAAAGAAUUGCCAGAGGCUGCUGCCACUGCGGCUGCUGCUGCUGCCAGCCGGAUGCGGUUUGACUUGAACCCGUUUUGGGAUUUCCACCAGGAGAUCCCUCCGGGGCCCACCCGGCACAAAGUGAUGGUGCUCUUGGCCAAGGCGUCGUCGCUCCAAUUCCAAGGCCAAGUGGAGAGGUUGAAGUUGUACGCCAGGUUGAGUGCUGCCGUGGAAGACUUAUUUGAAAAGAUUCCUGCAGAGGAAAAGGAGACUAUUCUGCGGUUGGUAAGGGAAACCCACGGGGUGUGGGACGACACCAACCGCGACAUCGUCGACCAAUUGGACGCCGAGGCGGUUGACGGUAUUACUGGCGAAGAUAAGACGCUUCGCGAGGCCGAAGCUCUAUUAAAGGCUCGAGAUGCCAUCGUGCACCUUAUGGAGCGGUACAAGCAGAUCACCCAGGCCCACGCGGGGCUUAGCCCUACCAACCAGGAGAAGCUCGAGCGGUGUAUCGAUGACUUUGAAGAGAGUUUCCGCUCGUUGUUCGACAGGAACUGUGAGGGCGUCCGCCAGCUCAAGGCGAUGGUGGCCGACGCCGAUAACGUGUCGGUGCUCGGGUUUCUGACCGACUGGAUCAAGGUUGCCGUCGACACUAACGACGGCCCCUUGGAGAUGCAGUUGUCAGCAUUUUGA
Diutina rugosa is the source of this 759-nucleotide messenger RNA. RefSeq lists its product as uncharacterized. The coding region runs from base 1 to 759 and encodes 252 amino acids. The record is from RefSeq and is a predicted model, not a curated record. NCBI's taxonomy places the organism in Eukaryota, Fungi, Ascomycota, Pichiomycetes, Serinales, Debaryomycetaceae. The transcript has a single exon.